AUGCGAUCUGUGUCAGUGCGAGGCUGGCGGCACAGCCUCCGCGCGUACGCUCCUCACUUGUCAUUAGUAAACGCUUGUAUGAGACAAUGUGCUCAUGUGCUAGUUGACAUCAUUACCAUCGCGGAGGAGUGGCCGCCUGCCUUAGCGCGGCUCACCGUGACCAUGUUCAUGUAUUAUUUUUAUUUUUGUUUAGUUGUCAGUUUGAGUUGUAUUGAGUUGUUGAGACGGAAGGCGCGAUGUGCAGGCCAGCGAGCUAGCGCGCCGCCCCUGCCGCCUCACGAGUUUGGCACUCCUUUGGCGAGCUAUAGUGACAUCAUUAUUGUGUUGUAG
Messenger RNA from Danaus chrysippus (African queen), 330 nucleotides. NCBI's taxonomy places the organism in Eukaryota, Metazoa, Arthropoda, Insecta, Lepidoptera, Nymphalidae. The record is from the annotation of a GenBank genome assembly.